This is a messenger RNA of Columba livia (rock pigeon), 1388 nucleotides long. It is a transcript of the gene RPF1, whose product is annotated as ribosome production factor 1 homolog. Gene Ontology annotation, cellular component: preribosome, large subunit precursor; nucleolus. The coding region runs from base 55 to 1038 and encodes 327 amino acids. NCBI's taxonomy places the organism in Eukaryota, Metazoa, Chordata, Aves, Columbiformes, Columbidae. The record is from RefSeq and is a predicted model, not a curated record. The transcript has 9 exons. Gene Ontology annotation, molecular function: rRNA primary transcript binding. Gene Ontology annotation, biological process: maturation of 5.8S rRNA; maturation of LSU-rRNA.
CCGGUUGGCGGUGUCAGAGGUCAGGCGUGAGGGGUCAGUUCCGCCGGCAGCAGCAUGGCGGGCGGGGACAGCGGCGCGGCGGGCUCGGCCGUGCGGGAUGGGCCCCCGCCGCCCCCGGAGCGGGUUCUCUUCCCGCCGACCUUCAGCGUGUCCGAGAUCAAGAACAAGCAGCGGCGGCACUUCAUGUUCCUUCGCUGGAAGCAGCAGCAGAGGAAGGAGAAGCUGGCCAACAAGAGGAAGCGGAGAAAGGAGCGGGAAGCCCUGGGAGACAAGGCACCUCCAAAAGCCAUACCAAAGACUAUUGAAAAUCAGAGAGUGUACGAUGAAACAACCGUAGAUCUCAAUGAUGAAGAGGUUGCUUUUGAUGAAGCAACUGAUGAAUUUGCACCGUACUUCAACAGACAGACAGUUCCCAAGAUUCUUAUUACAACAUCAGACAGACCUCGUGGGAGAACAGUGAGAUUCUGUGAACAACUGUCAACUGUUAUACCAAACUCACAUGUCUACUAUCGAAGAGGACUGGCUUUGAAAAGAAUUAUUCCACAGUGUAUUGCAAGGGACUUCACUGAUUUAAUCGUCAUUAAUGAAGAUCGCAAAAUACCAAAUGGUCUUGUUUUAAGUCAUCUGCCUGAUGGUCCAACUGCUCAUUUUAGAAUGAGUAGUGUCCGUUUGCGUAAAGAAAUAAAGCGAAAAGGGAAAGAGCCCACAGAACACAUACCUGAAGUAAUCCUGAAUAAUUUUACAACACGACUGGGCCAUUCUAUUGGUCGCAUGCUUGCCUGUCUCUUCCCACACGAUCCUCAGUUCAUUGGAAGACAAGUAGCCACAUUUCACAACCAGCGAGACUACAUCUUUUUCAGAUUCCACAGAUAUAUCUUCAAGAGUGAAAAGAAAGUGGGAAUUCAAGAACUUGGGCCACGUUUUACACUAAAGCUGAGGUCUCUUCAAAAAGGAACCUUCGAUUCUAAAUUUGGAGAAUAUGAAUGGAUUCAUAAGCGCCGAGAAAUGGAUACAAGUAGAAGAAAAUUUCACUUAUAAGGGACAGCCAUCUGCCAGUUGCUGGUGACAAGAAAUACAACUGCUUUGAACUGUGGAUUAUCUCAGACUGCUAUCUAAUUAUGACACUGGACAGUACCUGUCUGCAGAAAGACAAUCUGCAAACAUUAAAACUUCUACAAGAGCAGAUUGAGUAGGAUGCAUCUUUCUUCCUAUGUUUGCAGUUAAAUCCAACAUGACAAGGACAGUGACUCUUUUUCCGGUUUAGCAGGAAAAACUGUGGCAAUGUCAGAGCAAUCUGUAAUUUAGCUGUCACUGAAGAUUUGUCGUGACUUCUGCUGUUCUGUAAAUUACACUUCGCAACAUCAAAGACAAUAAAGAUUUUGGAUAAA